Messenger RNA from Zophobas morio, 1517 nucleotides. RefSeq names its product USP6 N-terminal-like protein. The transcript has 10 exons. The record is from RefSeq and is a predicted model, not a curated record. The coding region runs from base 134 to 1447 and encodes 437 amino acids. NCBI's taxonomy places the organism in Eukaryota, Metazoa, Arthropoda, Insecta, Coleoptera, Tenebrionidae.
AUUUGUUAUUCCUUUGCUUGAAAGGUGGGAAAAUCUCGAUAGUUUUAGGAUUCCGCUGGAAAGCAAUUCAAAGUUUACUUUACCUUUGGCUAAGAAAAGUAGUUAAAAAAUAUUAUAAAGUCUUUUUUUCGUAAUGACUUCCCUCCCUACUGUGUAUAAAAUUCCUAAUUCUGGUGAAAGGGAGAGCAGUACUAGUAAAUCUCCGUCAAUCUCUAGACUUACAUCUAUAAAACUUGAUCAACUCGGACUCAAUGAUUUAAACUCUCAACUUCUUGCUUCCGAAAAAUUUAGAAGCCGUCUUCCUAUUACCGAUCAAUUAAAAAACAGUCAUCUUUCUUCAAAACCACAGACUGCUUCCCUUGAGCUAAAUCAAAAACUUGUUAGUCAAUACCAACAAGGCCGAAUAGAGGGUCGUCAAUUCGGUUCCCACGAAGAAAGGAAGUUUACAGAAUAUUCCAAAGUCGAUAAAUACGGAUUUAUAAGCGAAACCGAACUCUCUAGCUUGAAUUCGCCGGAAGAUGAGAAAUGGGAAAAAAAACUAAAAAAAAGAGAAAUUAAAUGGAAAAAAAUGGUUGAAAGUUGGCCGAGAUAUAUAAAAGAUGGGCAUCACCGAAAAAUUAUAGUCGAAAGAAUAUAUAAAGGGCUCCCGGAUUCUUUUCGUGCUUAUGUUUGGAGUCUUUUUUUAAAUUUAGACAACUUUGUGGUUCCCAAUGAAUAUGAGAAGCUGAAACACAAACUUUUAAACGAUCCUUUAAUUAAUGUUGAUCUUCAUCAAGUUGAUUUAGAUAUUAACAGGACUUACAGGAACCAUGUGAUGUUUUGGGAGCGUUACGGACUAAAGCAGCAGAUGUUAUUUUUUGUGUUGGGCUGUUAUAUGCUCUAUAAUCCGUCCGUCGGCUACAUUCAAUCAAUGGCUGGCGUGGCCGCCAUGCUUUUAAUGUACUUCGACGAGGAGCGUGCGUUUUGGAGCUUGCAUCGGCUUAUUAGUGAUACUAAAUACGACCUUGCUUCUUGUUAUGCAGAAGGAUUUCCGAAACUUUUACAAGAAUGGCGCUUGCAUUCCAGUUUGAUCCAACUUUUUUUGCCGAGUUUAUAUAAAAAAAUGAAAAAUGAAAAUUUAAAUCCUUCCGAUUACUCGUCUCGUUGGUUUUUGAAUUGCUUCCAGGAAAAGUUGCCUUUCUGUAUUGUCGUGAGUUUGUGGGAUCUUUUUUUAUUCAACGGCUACAUUGCAAUUACUAUAAGCGCGUUGGCCGUCGUGGCUUAUUUAAAAGAACAUCUUCUUACUUUGGAUUACAACCAAGCGCUUCUUUUAUUAUCGCAUAAACUGGUAGAUUACAAUUUUGAUAGGAAAAAGUUUUUUAAAAUAGUUGAUCGGUACGCUCAACUCGUUUCCCCGCGACAAUUGGAUCGCCUCGCUAGAAAUUCUACUUCAGCGGAACAUACAUAGAAGCGAUUAAUUUUUUUCUUGCUCUGAUUAUUUUAUAAUUCACUUUGAAAGUGAAGAUUUUGCAGUAGUA